Messenger RNA from Seriola dumerili (greater amberjack), 4453 nucleotides. RefSeq names its product zinc finger protein 513-like. The record is from RefSeq and is a predicted model, not a curated record. Gene Ontology annotation, molecular function: DNA-binding transcription factor activity; RNA polymerase II cis-regulatory region sequence-specific DNA binding. The transcript is spliced from 7 exons. The coding region runs from base 307 to 1932 and encodes 541 amino acids. Gene Ontology annotation, biological process: regulation of transcription by RNA polymerase II. Lineage: Eukaryota; Metazoa; Chordata; Actinopteri; Carangiformes; Carangidae.
UCUGUCAGCAGCGGUGUGCGUUUGGCAACAAAAGAGUGUUUUUGGAGGAGUUAGCGACGUUUUCUCGACGACAGUAUUAUUGUUGUGGGACUUUAUCACAGCCUCCGUUUCAGGCAGUAGUUGGGAGCGAUGACACCGCCGCUGUCGCUGUCCGUUGGAGGAAGAGGAAGAGGAAGGAGGUGAUGAUGAUUACAUGCAGUUAGCUGGCUGCCUGGCUGGCUGACGGACCGACGCACCAGAGCCCACUUUUGUGUGUGGUGUCUCCCACUACAGCCGGGGCAGGAUCCGGGACGAAGAGAGGCGAAGAUGCCGCGGAGAAAACAGUCCAACCCCCAGCCGGUGAAAUUGGAGUCGGAGGACGGGGAGGUGGUGUGUGAGCCGGGCUGCCUGGUUUUGGAGAGCGACUUCCUGCUGAGCGGGGAGCUGGAGUUUGGAGACUCUGAGAUCAUGGGGCUGGAUAGAGAGGCCGGUAUGACGGUCUUCUCUCUGAGCGUGGAGGACGACCCCUCGGCUCCAACAGACUCCACUUUCCCAGCGUUCCUCUCCUGUAAAGGGUGUGGUCAGCUGUUGGGAGACACGCCUCUGGGGGCGGGCUUAGAUCUCGGUGUGGGUCUGGACCUGGGGGCGGAGCUUUAUUGUCUAACCUGUGAGGAGGGCCUCCAGCAUGCAGCCUCCAUCGACUCCCCUCAGGUGGAGGAGUCGAACCUGUCGGACAGAUCCAUCAGCAGCGGCUCCGACAGGAAGAGGAGGAGCGCGGGUAAGACGGGCGCUGCUGACGACGUCCCCGCUAAACUGUUCUCCUGCUCGCUGUGCGCCUUCACCUCGCGUUACUCCAACCACCUCAAACGCCACAUGAGGAUCCACGACGGCCAGAAGCCGUACCACUGCCCCGUCUGCCCCUACGCCUCGGCGCAGCUCGUCAACCUGCAGCGCCACGCCCGCACGCACACCGGAGAGAAGCCGUACCGCUGCCCCCAGUGCAGCUACGCCUGCAGCUCCCUGGGAAACCUGCGGAGGCACCAGCGCAUGCACACGCAGGAGAGACCGCAGAGGAGGGAGAAGGAGAAAAGACGAGGGAGGCGGAAAAAAACAAGCGCUGGGACUGAAGACGUCGUGUCAGACCUCACCCUGCGGGUGUCCCAGGACUCGGGCUACCUCCAGACGCUGGGGGGCCUCGGCUCUCCCUCCGCCCCGCUCCCCGUCCUCCUCUUCCCCCUGUGCUGCCGGGUGUGUGGCCUCACCCUGGAGGAGGCCGACCUGGAGGGCGACAAGGCCGAGGGGGAGGGGGAGGGGGAGGGGGAGGGUGACGGAGGACAGGUGUGUCGUCGCUGCUCAUUGGACCUGCUGUCUAAAGAUGGAUCCGGACCUCCCUGCAGCCCGGCCGUGUCUCGGGGAUCCCGCCGGGGUCAGCGAAGCACCAAGCUGUACCGCUGCCCUCACUGCCCCUUCCUGUCGCACUACCCCAACCACCUGGCCCGCCACGCGCACACCCACUCUGAGGAGAAACCUCACCGCUGCCCCCACUGCGCCUACACCUCCUCGCACCUCGACAACCUCAAGCGCCACAUGCGCGUGCACACGGGCGAGAAGCCCUACCAGUGCCCGUCGUGCAGCUACGCCUGCGGGAACCUGGCCAACCUGCGGCGUCACGAGCGCAUCCACUCGGGCGCCAAGCCGUUCCACUGCGGCGUCUGCGGCUACUCCUGCAACCAGAGCAUGAACCUGAAGAGGCACAUGCUGCGGCACACGGGUGAGAAGCCGUACGCCUGCGCCGAGUGCAGCUACACCACGGGCCACUGGGACAACUACAAACGCCACCAGAGGAAGCACGGGCACAACACGGACAGCUGGGACAAACACACGCCCCUCAAUGGCCUCAGCUGGGGCAAAGACACUCAGGAGAGCCAGAGUCAGGGAGAGGAACACAGUUAGAGAGAGAGAGAGAGAGAGUGUGUGUGUGUGUGUGUGUGUGUGUGUGUGUGUGUGUGUGUGUGUGUGUGUGAGUGAGUGUGUGUGAGAGAGAGUGUUUAUACACUGGUGAACCUCCAGCUCAGGUUGGAGCUAAACUCAGGUGCCUUUGACAGACUGAACGACUGUAACGCUGCACUGACUUUAUAAUGGGGCAUUAAUGUGUGUGUGUGUGUGUGUGUGUGUGUGUGUGAUGCUUGCACACACACUCGCAUCACACUGACUUUAAAUCAGUGACAUCAUCAGGUUUCUCUCUUCUCCUCGGUAACAGAAUCGUGGUCUGAAUCUGAUGAAGUGAAAUGUUUAUUUUUCCUCUACAGAGAAUCUAUAUUUUGCUAAUGUGGUGGAUUUGUGGGUUUUUCAUACGAGCACGGUGGAUCAUCAUCUCACAGGCUUUAAGUGGAUUUAAUUCAGAGGUCUGGGGGUUUGUUUUCUUUUUGUUUUGUUUUUUAAAUCCUGGAUUCUACAAAAAGCAAAACGCAGUCAAACAGCCACAUGUGGAAAAAGGACGUGCACUGGAUCCCUGCUGUUGAUCUCAAUUAGACAAAUACGGCUUAACUCUAAGACAUGCUGAUGCUGUCAAUGAGGAGGAAUUUCACACUGUUACUUCCUGUUUUGGCUCAAAAACCAUCCAGAAUCUUUCAGAUCUAUUUCCUGGAAUAUCCUGGAAUUCAAAUACCUUCAGGUUUUGAUUAUUUUUCUCACUGUUUCAGACGAUAUUGUCGCUUCUUUCAGCACAGAUUUAGUGAAACUCGGUUUGAUUUCAGUCAUGAAAGAAGUUUUAUUUUAUUAAAUCAUGAAAUUUAACUCCAAACAUUGAGAGAUCUGGUGUUUAUUUCUGUAAUUCUGUGAUGAACUUUGGACUCGAGUUUCAGUUGUUGACAGAAACUUUUCCCGCCUCUGUAGAUGAUGUGAAACCUGUUCUUCUAGGGCGAGAAUCCCAAAGGUGUGUUUCUUCAGGCAUUAGUACUCCUGUGUUUAAUAAGCUAUAGAAUCAAGUAGCAGUCAAUCAAGUCCAGGCUCAGAAAGCAGCUCUGAAAACUGUGAAUUUAUCAGAAAUAGAGUCUCCAGUAGAAAUGGAAUAAACAAAGCUGGCUGGUGGAUGCUGAACGUUUAACAGCCAGACUUUUGACAGAUGAGCUGGGUUUUCUUUUUUGGCUUUUAUCACUGCUGGUUGUCAACGAGCCGUCGCUCUCUGAGAACGGAUGAAUUUUCUGCACUUUUGUGAUACUUUUCAGAAAAGGCUCCAGGGAUUGUCUCGUCAUACAGAUCCAACAAUUUGACCUUUUUUUGCUUCAGAGGUUGGAAAUGUUGAACUGCUCCUUUGAUCUUCAUGCUGAUGUAUUUUUGUGAUAAUCCAGUGGGUUUUUAAAGGGAUUUACCAGCAAUGAUGUGUUACAUUUUAAACAAGAGCAAUUCUGAUAUGGUAUUUAGAAAUCAAUAUUUUUAAUAUCUUUUAACAGAAUAAAAGUGUCAAAAGAAAUGACCUUUCAAUAGGAAUAUCUGGUUUGCUUCCCGACUUCUGUACAGAGCUGCAACUAACAAUUACUUUCACCGUUAGUUUGAGAUUAGUUUGUUCAUGAUGUCAUCUAUAAAAUCACUGAAAAUGAUGAAAAUGGCCGUCACCAAUGUCUUGUUCUUUUCUGACCAGUGAUGGGGAAAAACAUGCCAAAAUUUUCUGUCACAUGACACAGAGAAAAGCAGGAAAUCCCCACAGUUAAGAGAUGACAAAAUAGUUGAAUUUCUGUCUGACUGUUUCUUCUCUUUAACCUCAUUAAGUGAAAAACAAAUUAACUAAUUAAUAUUUAGUUUUGGGAAAUAAAUCAACAAAACAAAUUCCAACUGAAGCUUCAUUUACAGUUUUUUUUCUCAUCUGAUCUGUAGCAACUUGUGAAGAAGACCAUGUGAGUGAAAGCUACAAAAUAAGCCAGUAUGUGGACCUUGAGUUGGGAUUGUUUUAACAGAUAUUGUCUUUUCUAAAACUUGGCUUUAACUUUUCAAAAAUGCUUUUUUCAUGUUUUGAAAGUUUGAGACUCUUUUUUAUUUUAAAUUCUAGAAAUCGAUAUUUUUCUUUCCUCUUUUAAGAAGCAUUUGAACUCAACACAGUUCGUGAUGGAGCUUUUAGAAAACCCUCCGCUGAGUGUGGAGGAAAGUUUUCAGAAGGUAAAUUACAUUAAAAUGUCAAAAAAAAAAACACAGCUUCCACAUUUACCAGAAUACGUUUUGGAUGUGUCGUAUGAGUUUGGUGAAAAGUAACACAAAUGAGUGCCGUGUCUCACCAAGGCAGCAGUAUUGUAAGUUUUAUCUCAUGGACUACAAGUCAUAAUCAUGGUUGCCAGGCGCGUGGACGUUGAUGGACGCCUGCAGUGUCGAAGUGAUUUGUAGUAACUGGGAUAAAACGUUGAAAACCACUGGAAUGAUGUUGUUGAGAGCUGACGCUGCCUCCUCUCGCUGUUGUUCACGGUGCCUUCAUACCUCCAAUAAA